UGGGAAUUGUGUAGUGGCCAAAGUGCAAAGAUUUUCCCUUCGUUAUCAGCUCUUACCUUUUAAUAAUAAUAAUAAAAAAAGAAAUAGAAAUAAAACCGUUGUAAUGUAAGUUUUGUAAAAUAAUUAUAGGUUUCUGUAACCAUGCCUGACUGCUGAGAAAACAGUUACGUGCGAAGAUUUGUUCAGUGCUAAACCACUGCAGCUUUCAACAAUAAUGAUCAAUCAAUAAAGAUCAAGAUGUGAGAGUUUCGUGCAAACGUUCAAACUAUGCCAAUUAGUGCUGUAUAAAUCUGAACUGCAGGACAGUGGGGGAUUUUGUUCUGUAAAGGAAACGUGUGGGUUUCUUUCAUUGUUCUUCUGAAAAAUUCAAAUAAGCCCGGAGUGGAGGACGCACAAUUCUGAGACAAUAGUAUGGUCACCGUUAUCAACACAAACAUGGAUCACAUAACAGAGAACAUCAUUUUUGAAGAUUUGGAUUUAAAUUACUAUGACAAUGUGACAGAAGUACCUUCUGAUGAAGAACUGGAGUACAUCUGCAACAAUGAAAGUAAACCACUGCAUCUGUUUCACACCGUGUUUCAACCUCUUGUAUAUGGUGUGGUUUUUUUCCUGGGCCUAAUAGGAAAUGGCCUCCUCUUGACCAUUCUGCUUAAACGGCGGAGGAACCUGCGCAUCACAGAGAUCUAUCUGCUACAUCUGGCACUGGCGGACCUGCUCCUCCUCUUCACUUUACCAUUUGCAGUUACCGAAGGGGUGGCCGGAUGGCUUUUCGGAAACUUCCUCUGCAAGCUAUUGGGCCUUGUUAAUCGCCUAAAUCUGGUGUGCGGGAGUCUGCUUUUGGCAUGCAUUGGCUUUGAUCGCUACCUCGCCAUUGUGCACGCCAUCCCCAGUCUCCAGACCCGUCGGCCUAAGACUGUUCACCUCACCUGCGCACUGCUCUGGCUCCUGUGUCUAUUUGUGACCAUUCCCAAUAUGGUGUUCCUGUCUGUGGAGAAAGAGAAGAACAACCCUUCCAGAUUCUUUUGCUCUUACAACAACCAUGCCAUCCAUGCAAGCAACUGGAUGUUGACCAGCCGCUUCAUCACACACCUGCUGUGCUUCUUUCUGCCUCUGGUGAUCAUGGGGUUCUGCUACACUUCUGUAAUCAUCACUCUUUGCCAAAGCCAGAGAAGUCUGGAGAAACAGGGAGCAAUUCGACUGGCCCUACUGGUUACACUGGUUUUCUGCCUGUGCUGGUUACCAUAUAACAUCACCAUUUUUAUGCAUACCCUGGUGGUGCUGGGUGCUAUGCCUGAAAGCUGUCAUACUCGCAACACACUGCAACAGGUGACAAUAGUCACAGAGAGCAUUGGCUUCUCUCACUGUUGUCUGAAUCCAAUCUUGUAUGCCUUCAUUGGGGUCCGUUUCCGAAGAGACCUCCUGCAGUUGCUUACAAAGAUAAAGUGUCUGCAUGUAUGCCUGUCAGGUCAGCGCACAAAAAAUUUGAACAGGGUAUCUGUCUCAGAGGCUUUUACUACUACAACAAGUAGCCAAUACAUCUAAUAGCAGCUGGACAUUUUUGUAAUUUUUUUUUUAAUCUUUAAAUUGCCAACUAUCUGUGAUUUACAGCUUUACCUGCAUCCUGAGCCUAUCACUGCAAGCGACUGAAAUCAUAUAAAUUUGAACAAUCUGUUAGUCAGAGGUUGAAUUUCAUUAAUAAGCAAAGCUAAGCAUAGUAAAUGAAAUGUUGUAGUGCUUUGCAUUAUGUUUUGAAUGUAUUAUAUUAAAUACCAGAUAACAAAUGGUUAUGUAACAAAUAAUUGGAAAUAAAAAGUGGUAUAAUCCUA
Molecule: messenger RNA, 1826 nt
Organism: Cyprinus carpio (common carp)
Lineage: Eukaryota; Metazoa; Chordata; Actinopteri; Cypriniformes; Cyprinidae
Product: C-X-C chemokine receptor type 5
Exons: 3
Coding region: 412-1542 (376 amino acids)
Biological process (GO): chemotaxis; immune response; G protein-coupled receptor signaling pathway
Cellular component (GO): membrane
Molecular function (GO): chemokine receptor activity
Source: RefSeq, a predicted model, not a curated record